AGUGCUUCGGUGGAUUUUCUACCUGAACCACAGACAUGGGAGGGUUCUGUUGCAUGCAUUAGCGAAACCACUGCUUCAGCUGCUAGACAAUUAGGCUUAACAAGUGUAUAUCGCCCAUCUACCCCUGGUCUUCACGGGUUGGCGAGCUAGCGGGAAUAGCUGUGGGGGCAACUGUCAUGCUUAAUAUUCUUAUAGAUGGGCCACUGACAGGAGCAUCAAUGAACUCAGCAAGAACCUUGGGACCAGCAAUAGCUGCAAAUAACUACAAAGGCAUAUGGAUCUACCUUACAGCUCCCAUCCUUGGCGCACUAGCUGGUGCAGGUAUUUACACAGCAGUGAAACUGCCUGAGGAAGAUGAUAGAAGUGGGGAUAUAGAUGAUUCUUUCAUUGCUGACCUGGUGGUUGGUCUUGCCUCUUGUCAAAUCAAAGCAGGCUCUCCUUCUCGUGGAGAGCGCUUAGCCAAGUACAAUCAGGUGUUCCAAACCAAGUUUGCUAAGAUAAGCAUGGUUUUGCGAGAACAUAUGUAUUUAGCUUUCAAGGAGAUGACUGCCUCAUCUGUCGUGGGUCACGCUCCAUAUUACUGCUUGCAGCAGAAGCAGAAAACGGUUGAUGAUUUGUCAAGAAUGUUCAGACUAUUUUCCAAAAAUACCCCAUGGAUUGGAUCCUGUCUCUAUUAUGUUUAAAAAGGUUUGUGAUUUAGAAGCUUUGGAGGAAACGAGACUCAAGCAAAAGUAAACACAUAGAGAGUUGUUGGCACAUAGUAAGCUAGAUAAUGCAAUUGUAUAUAAAUGAGUUC
Molecule: messenger RNA, 796 nt
Organism: Lactuca saligna
Lineage: Eukaryota; Viridiplantae; Streptophyta; Magnoliopsida; Asterales; Asteraceae
Source: the annotation of a GenBank genome assembly